CGCUAGGUGUUCGAUUAUGAACAUAACCUAAAAGUCGGGAGAUUUUCGUUUCGUGAGUUUGUUUUUUUCUUUUCAUUUUUGGGUAGAACCUUUAUCAGCGAACUUUUUCCGUCAUGUCAGCUAAACUCAAUGGAGGCUCCGUGAAUAUUUACCAGAAUCCUGAUAGAAAAUCUUUAGAAAAAGUUGAAUUGCUAGUACGAAAAGAUGGAAUUCUUCAACCUGUACCUGCUUUGAGCAAAGAUUGGAUGGAGAAGAGAACAUUUUUAGAAUACAAAGCGCCACAAAUUUACAAGCCAAAUGGUAAUGAAAUCCUCGGUGCUAAAGACCGUUGGCUCGAAGUUGUGGAGAAUAUCACAACCGAUUUCAAAUGGUUAUUGCAUUUGAAGUUCUACAAAUUUUGGUCCAAUGUUCUGUACAAUCCUACAAUUGGUGAUUGUCUCGUGUCGUGUCUCCAAGAGUUUCCCACCUUUCACAAUCUUGAGACAUUUCCCAAUGAUCCCAUGAUGCGAGAAUCUCUUGAAAACUUGCGUCACAAAGUUUUUCUUUUUUUGGCACGUCUUGUGACGAGCAAACAGAGCAAAGAGGAGUUUAUCACUCAUGAAGUUCAUGGCGAGUUCCUGUACGAUAAUUUUUUACUCACUGUACCUAUGAUGUUUGACAUUUGUCAACUCUAUGCUCGUGAAAACCCGAAACAUGUGGAAAGGAUGCUGAUGACCGCUAUGAAGUUGCAACCUUUGUAUUAUGAUGAUCUUCAAGUUGCUGCCAACUUUUUCAUCAAAGCUUUCAAAAUGAUUGACGAGCGAUUUGAGGACCAACAGAUUCCUUCUGCAAGUGGGCCAGUUCUACUCUCUGAACGAGGGUCAGAUGCAGUUUUGACCAUGGGCAACUUAGAGGAACUUGUUAUUCAUAUUCUCGACGUAUCGUCGAAUAUUUCAAUUUUUUUGGAUUCAUUUCCGCCUGCGAAAGAUUAUCUGAACAACGAAAAUUUCGUCAAUGAGAUUGUUCAUCUUUACGGUAAUACAAUACCCGAAAUGUACAAGAGACUGGAGCCACUUGCGCACAAAGACGAGACCAUUGCGAGAUAUAUGGAACUGAAGCAUCGAUUGGAUGUAACGAGAGUCGAAUUGCUCAAAAUAUUUCGUACGUUAACAUUCCAUCGUAUCGAAGGAAUACUGGAAGCACCCAACCCGUCCGACGUGCCUGGAGCAUCGGAAGAAGUUGAAAAAUUCAUUGAGUUUUUGAACAAGGCUGUAAGCGAGAGGGAAUUUAUUAUCGACUACAACGUCAGUUAUCCAAUUGAGACUGAUCUAGAUUUAGCUUCACAAAUAAGUCAAGAUAUCGACCCGGUAAAGUACAAUUUCAUUAAAAAAUCCGUACUCGCGGAAUUGAUUUGCGAUCGAUCCAGAAAAUGGCCGACAACGAAUAAUGCCACUGCGCCAAUACCUGUCGCCGGAAGUUCACAGGAACCUGUAACGAAUCCAACUUUGAACGAUGGUCCCAGGAACGAAGCAACUAAUGGAAUCACGAGUAAAACUCCGAAGGAGCUGGCUUCUCUCAUAAGCGGAGUAAAGGACAUUCUUUGCGAUCUCGGCGAAGGAUUCAUCGAGAGGUGUUUGGUGCAUUACAAUUACGACGUGGCGACUGUAAUAAAUGCAGUUUUUGAGAAUUCUUUGCCGGAGAACCUGAAAUCGCUGGACAGAACACUUCCGUACAUUCCACCAGAUCCAGCGGAAGCUUCUGCAGCAAUCGAUCGAGUAUUGGGCAGUGAAAGAUUGAACGUUUUUGAUAACGAUGAAUUUGACGUCAUGACGAGAGACGUCAUCGAUAAAACUCGAGUCCAUAAAGGAAAAAGGAAAGAUAAGUACAAAAAUUUUGGUCAAUUGAUUAAUGAUAAAUCCCACGUGAAAGAAACGAGCAAUAUCUAUGAGAAAUACAGCAUGGUGCUGGACGAGUACGACGACGAGUAUGACGACACUUACGAUAGUCAUGAUGUUGGGCCAAAUGGAAUCGACGAGCCGUUGGAAAUGGAUGGAAGAGCUUUCACAACACCCAGGGUACUGAGAUGGGAUGAAAAACGUGAAAUUGAGGAUGAAGACGAGGAUCAGGAAGAUGGCGAAGUAGAAGAGGGUCCGAGCAGGGCUCAAAACGAUCGUCUUAAUUUUGCUCAAGAUCCAGCUGAGAUGAGAGCACGUGCUGAGCAAAGGAGACUUUCGCAACGCGGGGGCAAGACAGCUGGGAGCAGCGCAGGAUCUCGGGGCGACGUAAUUGGCAAACCAAAGGGACAGGGCAACGAUAAAAACGUGCUGAUAAACAGAGAUCGCAAAAAUACGAAUAAGGCUUCUCGCGCCAAUCAUAAUCGACGCAGUGGCGCUGAUUUCAAAAGAAGACAGGGCAUGGUUCCCUAAUUUCGAUGAAAAAUUAAAAAAAAAAAAACCCAACAAAUACGCUGCAGUUACGAGGAGCACAUACAGUAUUCUGCUGCAUUUGUGCUUUCCAAUUAGCGCUGAAUAGUAUUCAGAACGACACCGUGUCCAACGUAGAGCGCAGAGCAGAGCGUUCCAGCUACGACACACUAAAGCAAUGUGCGCCCGAAUUAGCUCUAAUUGGCAAGCACCCAUUGCAAUGUCAGUCAAUCGUUGAAUUUCCAACGACAAUUUUACAUUAAUAUAUAUAUACAUAAAUGUAUAGUCAGAUCUUCGUGAGAAAUCUUGUAUUUUUUAUGGUGGAUCGAAAAAAUUGGUAUUUUUCUCAACCUCUUAUGUGAGAAACCAAAGAAACGAAGUUAUCGAAACUGCCACUUUUGUAACGAUCAAUAAAGUUCGUGGAUUUCUUGAAAUUACAAUUCACCGUUGGAAAAUCUGACAGGUUUUCUCGAUCGAUGAAAUAAUGUUGUUUUUGACCCUUUAUGUAUACGAGGAUGGCCAUGCCAAAAAAAUAUGCUAAAUUCAUUAUUUUUUGUUUCUAAAAAUCGAAGCUUCGUAAAUUUCGUAAGAUUGGUCAAGUGUUUUCAAAGGUUUUGACUUUUUUUUUUGACAAAUGCAAAAGGAUUGAAAAUUCUAGUACGGACGAAUUUGUGAUUGUAAAAGUAAUAAAGCUUCAAUGAUCCUUCACAA
This is a messenger RNA of Venturia canescens, 3113 nucleotides long. Its product is annotated as activating signal cointegrator 1 complex subunit 2. Gene Ontology annotation, biological process: regulation of DNA-templated transcription. The coding region runs from base 114 to 2405 and encodes 763 amino acids. The record is from RefSeq and is a predicted model, not a curated record. Lineage: Eukaryota; Metazoa; Arthropoda; Insecta; Hymenoptera; Ichneumonidae. The transcript has 13 exons. Gene Ontology annotation, molecular function: ubiquitin binding.